This is a messenger RNA of Saccostrea cuccullata (small rock oyster), 1811 nucleotides long. RefSeq names its product putative tyrosinase-like protein tyr-3. Gene Ontology annotation, molecular function: oxidoreductase activity. The transcript has 4 exons. The coding region runs from base 378 to 1811 and encodes 477 amino acids. NCBI's taxonomy places the organism in Eukaryota, Metazoa, Mollusca, Bivalvia, Ostreida, Ostreidae. The record is from RefSeq and is a predicted model, not a curated record.
UCCCAAUUUAAAAGAAAAGAGCUGAGAGGACAGAGACCUGGGUUCUUAAUGAGGAAAUAGAUAUUCUAAUAUUAUAGAAUAAUCUAAGUACUAUAUAUAUUUGACAUUCAGCUAAUUGUAAUGUACUGUUGAGUGCAGUUACAGAAAAUUUUUACAUAAGAUGAUGUGACAUCACAUUACAUCUCAACUGUCAAGAAAAUACCUGUGAUAUGGCCCAGGGCUAAAAAGCAAAAAUUCAUAUAGUAUACACCUACCAACAAGAUACAUAGUCUAGCAUUAGUUAUGAGUAAACAUCUUGUGUGAUCCUGAUGAUGAGUAAUAUAUACAUUUAUGUAUGGUUAAAUUAAGGUCAUGUGGAUAUACAGAUAAAAGAGAACAUGCUACUGUGUCUAUUUCUACUAGAAAUAGCAACACAAAUUCUUGGACAAGGUGUAUUCAUCAAUCCAGUCAAUAUCAAUGGCUCAGUGAAAGUAGAAUUUGUGGAGUUUGAGCAGCCUCUGGAUUUUGACAUUCAUGACGAGUCCAUGUUCGCUACAUCAGAUCCUCGGUUUGAGUUUCCCCUGACAGAAGCAGACGUCACCUGGCUGAACUCUCUGUUCAUGCUGUCAGAGAAAGGAGAGGCGAGGGUGAGGAAGGAGUACCGUCUGCUGACCGAGGAAGAAAGGAACAACUUACAUGCUGCCAUAAAUAUGCUGAAGAAUGACUCUACAGUGAGCCUGAAUAAGUAUGACCUGCUGGCCAACAUCCACUCCCGAUCGUCCAGUAAUACUGCCGCUCAUGGGGGACCUGGGUUUCUAGGCUGGCACAGGGUCUUUCUAUUGUUAUUUGAGAAUGCCUUGAGACACAAGAUAGGAACAGUAACUUUACCUUACUGGGACUGCACCUUAGACCAGCCCCUCCCCCACCCCUCACAGUCUGUGAUCUGGUCACACUUAUUUCUUGGUAAUGGAAAUGGACAAGUUAAAACUGGACCUUUCACAAACUGGGACACACAGUUUGGUUUUGGUCUCCUACAUCGGCAAGUGUCUUCCCUCAGGCAUCUCAUGAGUGCAGCUGAUCUGAAAAACAUCUUAGAGGAAGAGAACCUUGAAAAUAUCAGUUACCCUGACACAAAGUCAAGCAGAAAUCUUGAACAGUUACACAAUAAUGUCCAUGUCUGGGUUGGAGGACUGAUGAGAAAAAUAGAGAUAGGUGCAUUUGAUCCAGUUUUCUAUGUCCUUCAUAGCUUUGUUGACAAAGUAUGGGAAGAUUUUCGAAUACACCAGAGGUCAAAGGGCAUUGACCCUACAAAAGAUUACCCAGAAUUCUAUGGUAGAAGGAACCAUGCCCCAUUUGCUCCAAUGGGAUUAGGAAAUAUUAUGGUAAUUGAUGGAAUUAGUGAUAUUUGGAAUGAAAAUAUUGUGUAUCUUCAACCUUCAUGUGGAAUUAAUUCUACAAAUGGGUGUGGAUCUAAGUUUUUGAGAUGCGACCAUUCAAUAAAGAGUUGUGUAUCUAAAACAAUAGAUGAAAUGCUGGAAUAUGAAGACAUCGAUAAAACCAAUGAUUCAGUUGAGCCUAAAGUAGAAACUAAAUAUAACAGCUCUUCUACUUUUGAAUCAAAUAAUCUUUACAAACAAUCAAUUUUACAGAGCAACUAUUUCAAACAAAUUUAUGACCAAUUCUCUCUGUACAAUGAUGGAAAUCAAAUGGAUCUCUACAGUGAUAUCUUUUAUCUGAAAUUAAUUCCAGACAAAGAACACAGUGCUAUUCUCAGAGCCAAAGAAAUAUACACACAACAUUUGAAAUCAAGCUUAAGUGCAGUCAAUCAGUGA